UACGAUAGUUCUCAUUAUGGUGGACCGAAACUGCAUCCAAAAGUUCAGUCUCUCCAAGGGUCUCGCAUGCUGAUUGGCGGUUCUGGUAUUGACCUCAGUAGCUGGAUAGUUUACACAGCGAGAAACUCCGAUCCCUACAACUAGGGUUGGAACAAUUGGGUCGUUGUCAAUACCCUUAUUCUCAAGGCGUUGCAGUCAUGUUGGGCAACGGGGUCUGCACCACGUGGUCCUGCGCGAGCGUGUUCGCGUGCGGCAAGUGGGCCAACGAACGACCGACUUUCUUCCCCCUCCAGUCCGCACCAUGUCCGAUAUUCCAACGCCCGACAAUGCCUUCUACGUCCUGGUCACGGGCGCCAACAGCGGUCUCGGCCUCGGAAUCGGUGCCCGCCUGAUCGACGAAUUUUUGCAAACCCGGCCCCAGGACGAAGCCCUCGUUCUUAUAAUCACAACACGCGACCAACGCAAGGGCGACGCGACAAUCAAGGCCUUGCAAGAGCAGCUGCGUAAAGCAUGUCACAAGGCAGAGAAGAAGCUACCGGGCGUGUCGCAGGUGCUGCAGCAACGCGUAUUCCUGCGGCAAGAGAGGCUUGACCUCCUGAGCCUGGUUUCUGUGCAGACGCUUGGCAAGAGGCUGCGCGACACGGUGCCGAAGCUCGACGUGGUCAUAUGCAAUGCGGGAAUAGGUGGAUGGACGGGAAUAGAUUGGCCGCUGGCCUUCAAGACAAUCCUCACAAGCUGGAAGACGAGCACGACGUGGCCAACCUUCAAGCUCUCCGCCGUGGGCUGGACCACAAAGCCGCAGCUCCCACCGGCAGCAGACGGUAGCAAGAGGGAAGAGCCACCCUUGGGCGAGGUCUUCUGCGCCAACUUCUUCGGACACUACCUGCUAGGCCACUACCUCGCACCGCUGCUAGCGAAACGAUCCCAGAGCGAGCACGCACCGGGCAGGCUGGUCUGGACGAGCAGUCUUGAGGCCUACGAGCACUCGUUCAACGUGGAGGACAUACAAUGCAUAACGCAGACAGAAGCAUAUGAGUCGUCGAAGCGACUGACCGAUCUUAUGGCGGUGACCUCCGUCCUGCCCUCAACCCAAACCCACGUCACCAAAUACCUUGACUACGAGCAACCCUCCGAAAAGACCAUCAGGCCCCGCAUUUACCUCUCCCACCCGGGCAUCACACACACGCCCAUCAUGCCGCUCUUCUUCGUCCUCGACUACGCAUGGAGACUGGUGUGCUACAUCAGCCGCUGGCUGGGCAGUCAAUGGCACGUUGUGACCGCGGAUAAGGGCGCCGUGGCCGCGGUCUGGCUGGCGCUUGCGAAGCAGAGCACGCUGGACACAAUGGAGCAGCGGGAGGGGGUGGGCAAGUGGGGCAGUGCGAUCGACGUGUGGGGCAAUGAGCGUGUGGAAAGGACGGAGAUCGAGGGCUGGGGAUGGGGCGGCAAGAUUGGGGAGGCACCACGCAAGUUCGGGCGCAGUCCGUACGCAAAGGCUUUGACACCGCAGUCGAAAGAGAAGUUUGUGCACGACGGGGAGCAGUGCUGGGCAGAGCUGGAGCGGAUGAGAGUGGACUGGGAGAGGCGGCUGGACGAGGCCGGCGUGGGGGUCCGCAUGGACUAGGCCGUGUCAUCUUAUGUCAUGUUGUCCGGUUUGUUUCAACCGCCGCGGGAUGGAUGCUCCAUACUACGUUCUACAAGUGGCACCGCAGUGGUCCUUUCCUUGUGACCACCAAAACCCGGGCACGGGAACCCUACGUCAGACCCAGCAGCUGGGGAUGCGGUGCGAUCGGCUGC
Messenger RNA from Paraphaeosphaeria sporulosa, 1794 nucleotides. RefSeq names its product 3-keto-steroid reductase. The transcript is spliced from 2 exons. Gene Ontology annotation, molecular function: 3-beta-hydroxysteroid 3-dehydrogenase (NADP+) activity. Gene Ontology annotation, biological process: ergosterol biosynthetic process. Gene Ontology annotation, cellular component: endoplasmic reticulum membrane; mitochondrial outer membrane; lipid droplet. The coding region runs from base 302 to 1621 and encodes 439 amino acids. NCBI's taxonomy places the organism in Eukaryota, Fungi, Ascomycota, Dothideomycetes, Pleosporales, Didymosphaeriaceae. The record is from RefSeq and is a predicted model, not a curated record.